AUGUCCAAAGUUUCUGUAACUGAUAGCUCACUGUGGUUCGAGUGGGACGAUGCUACAUUGAAACGCAAAGCAUAUGCCACAGAAUCUGACAAUGCACAAGAUUACGCCGAUAGACACGUUGCAAGAGAUAUACGUAAGGGGCGAAAAGAAUGGUCAAGUGAAGAAGUGAUGAAAAAAGCCAAUGCUUCAAGAUAUGAUUAUAAGAAUUAUGAGGACAGAAAUGUAGCAAGAGCUAUAAUUAAGAGAGACCGCAACGAUGCCAGCAAAGAGGCCCAUGAAAAGGCCGAAACGGCAAUGGCAAAUUUAUCAAUAGAUGGUCCUCCAAAACUUCCUAAUGACAGAGGAACUGCAUCUAAGGAUGCAACGGAUUAUGACAAUCUGAAGAGGGGGAAAGAACCACAAAAGCGCAAGCCAAGUGUUCCUCUAGUCGCUAGUCAACCUUCAAGUGGAAGCGGUAGUAAACCAAGAACAGAUAAUGCGGGAGUACAAGGAAGGGAGGGUCGUAGUAGUGCCAGAGAAAAAGGCAAGCGUAAUCGGUCUGCUAGCGCCUCUAGGACUAGAGAUCCAGUAAAGAAACUUUCCACUGCCAACUCUUCGAAUUCUGGCAAACUUUCCACCGCCAGCUCUUCGAAUUCUGGCAAACCUCCCACUGCUAGCUCUUCAAAUCCUGCCGGCGGAACAGAACCUGAACCCAGGGCCGACUACCCAUACACACAGAACAAUGAAGGUCGUUACAUAUGCCCAGAAAAAGGCUGUGAAACCAAGAGCUACUCUGAGAAGUUCAGAUUUCGAUCGCAUUACGACACUAUACAUACGGGCAGGGCAAAUUUAUACUAUUGCGAACUUGGCCAUGAAUGUAGAGAGGAACCAUUCGAUCGACACGAUUCAUACCUCAAACAUUUGAGAUCGGACCGGCAUCAAAGAAAACAGGCAGAACGUAAUAAAUAG
Messenger RNA from Botrytis sinoallii, 948 nucleotides. RefSeq lists its product as uncharacterized. Bases 1 to 948 code for a protein of 315 amino acids. The record is from RefSeq and is a predicted model, not a curated record. The transcript has a single exon. NCBI's taxonomy places the organism in Eukaryota, Fungi, Ascomycota, Leotiomycetes, Helotiales, Sclerotiniaceae.